This is a messenger RNA of Doryrhamphus excisus (bluestripe pipefish), 986 nucleotides long. RefSeq names its product ATP synthase peripheral stalk-membrane subunit b (gene atp5pb). Gene Ontology annotation, molecular function: proton-transporting ATP synthase activity, rotational mechanism. Gene Ontology annotation, biological process: proton motive force-driven ATP synthesis. Lineage: Eukaryota; Metazoa; Chordata; Actinopteri; Syngnathiformes; Syngnathidae. The record is from RefSeq and is a predicted model, not a curated record.
GUUGCCACUUCUCGUUUGUCCGCCAUCCUUGAGGCAGUCAGUGCAGAAGGGCAAGGAAGGGCUGAUAGAAGGCACAAACAAGUUGGCCCUCCAUCCAUACAACAUGCUGUCCAGGCUCGUUAUACUUUCAGCUAAUGCCCUGAAAAGCAGCAGUCCCCUUGGAGCUGGGCUGGUCCAGGCUUCAGGCUCUCUGCACACGUCCUCCCAAUGUCUGGCCCCGGUGCCACCUCUUCCAGAGACGGGGAGCAAAGUCCGUCAUGGCAUCUUCCCAGAGGAGCUUUUCCAGCUCCUGUACCCCAAAACUGGAGUAACGGGACCCUACAUGCUGGGUGCUGGUCUCAUCACCUACCUGCUCUCCAAGGAACUCUACGUCAUUAACCACGAAACCUUGAUUGCCAUCUCUGUCGGCACAGUCAUUGUCCUUGGCGUCAAAAAGUAUGGCGCAAGCGUGGCGGCUUUUGCUGACAAACUGAACGAGGACAAAGUUGCCAAGGCUCAGGAGGUGAAGGGUGGCGCCAUCGCCUCGCUGACGCAGGCCAUCGAGGAUGAAAAGAAAGAGCAGUGGCGAGUCGACGGACGAUCAAUGCUCUUCGACGCAAAGAGGAACAACGUGGCCAUGAUUCUGGAGACCAACUACAGAGAGAGGUUGCACAUGGUGACUAAUGAGGUGAAGAGGCGCCUGGACUACCAAGUGGCCCUGCAGGAUCUGCAGCGCCGCAUGGCCCAAGAGCACAUGGUCAACUGGGUGGAGAAGAAUGUUGUCGGCAGCAUCACGCCUCAGCAGGAGAAGGAGAGCAUCGCCAAGUGCAUCACGGACCUGAAGGCUCUGGCCAAAGCCACUCAGUCCAAAGCCACGGCCUAAACCGUCCUCUCUUCAGGAUGGGACGCUUGAAGCUCAUUGGCCCUUAGGCAGUUUCUGUCACUAUUGUGGGUGUGUACAGUUUUCCCCUUCAGCUGGUAGUCAAAUAAAUGAUUCUCUUAUUCCA